AUGGUAGAGUACAAUAAGCUUUCUGAGGUUACUUGUAACCCCAAGAUCAGGUCUUGGCGUUUCAUAGUGCAACUACACAGGAUCUACCCUUACACUAUUACCAACCAUCGGCCUUACUAUAAGUAUAUCCUCGCAGAUGAAGAUGUAAGAUACAAGAUGGAGAUGACCACUGAUGGGGAUUAUCUAAAUUUUAGUGGCCUUGAGAAGGAAGAGGGAAUAUUGGUGGAAUUUUUUGUGGUAGAAGUUGAACGGACCUACCCAUGUUUCCAGCAAACUAGCUCUCCGUUCAGACUAAAUGCUUCGCACUGUACGCAAGUCCGCAUCAUCGAACCUCUGAACAGUCGUCUUUUCUUGGACUUCAAAAGCAUCCGUGAAAUCCCUCGCAGGCGCUAG
This is a messenger RNA of Eruca vesicaria subsp. sativa (arugula), 393 nucleotides long. The record is from the annotation of a GenBank genome assembly. Lineage: Eukaryota; Viridiplantae; Streptophyta; Magnoliopsida; Brassicales; Brassicaceae.